Molecule: messenger RNA, 2346 nt
Organism: Lates calcarifer (barramundi perch)
Lineage: Eukaryota; Metazoa; Chordata; Actinopteri; Centropomidae
Exons: 14
Coding region: 306-2162 (618 amino acids)
Biological process (GO): response to cold; mitochondrial transport; adaptive thermogenesis
Cellular component (GO): mitochondrial membrane
Molecular function (GO): oxidative phosphorylation uncoupler activity
Source: RefSeq, a predicted model, not a curated record
GCAGUCAUGUGCAGCAGGUGCUUAUAAAUUCAGGAGCCUCUUCCUCACUGACACAGUAAGCACACAGCAUGACACGAGGACACUAAAGGGACGAGCUACCUGAUGGAUUGUAUAUUCUUCCCACUGUGCCUGAUUAUAACUUUCCUGGAAAACUACUAAGAGAGUGGUGGUAUGCUGGCGGCUUCGCUUCAAACAAAGUUUAUGGCACAAAGUAUUUCCACAAUAGAACCACCUGCAAAGACCAGUGUUCUUCUUGAGAAAACUUGAAACUCUUCUUUACCCUCAAUUACAGACCAGGUGAAGAAAUGGUUGGAAUGAAACCCAAAGACAUGGUGCCCUCUGCGGCAGUCAAGUUCUUCGGAGCAGGCACGGCAGCCUGCAUUGCUGACCUCGUCACCUUUCCACUGGAUACCGCCAAAGUCAGACUGCAGAUUCAAGGAGAGACUCAUAAAACCGAAGUGGCCAGUGCAACGAAGUAUCGCGGCGUAUUUGGUACUAUCACCACCAUGGUACGCACAGAGGGGCCCAGGAGUCUUUACAAUGGACUGGUGGCGGGACUCCAGAGGCAGAUGAGCUUUGCUUCUGUCCGAAUCGGUCUUUACGACUCCAUGAAGCAAUUCUACACACGAGGCACUGAGAGUGCUGGGAUUGUUACUCGGCUCAUGGCGGGCUGCACCACAGGAGCCAUGGCUGUGGCCUUUGCACAACCAACAGAUGUGGUGAAGGUGCGUUUCCAAGCCCAAGUGCGAGUGGCUGAUGGUGGGAGGAGAUACAACAGCACCCUGGAUGCCUACAAGACGAUUGCACGAGAUGAAGGAGUUAAGGGCCUUUGGAAAGGCUGCAUGCCCAACAUCACCCGUAAUGCCAUUGUAAACUGUGCAGAACUGGUGACCUAUGACAUGAUCAAAGAACUCAUCCUGAAGUAUGACCUAAUGACAGACAACCUGCCCUGCCACUUCACAGCCGCCUUUGGUGCAGGCUUUUGCACAACAGUUGUGGCUUCUCCUGUGGAUGUAGUCAAAACACGGUUCAUGAACUCAGGGGCUGGCCAGUACAGCAGCGCGGUUAACUGUGCUCUCACCAUGCUGAGAAAUGAAGGACCCACGGCCUUCUAUAAAGGGUUCAUGCCUUCUUUCUUGCGACUGGGGUCCUGGAACAUUGUGAUGUUUGUGACGUAUGAACAAAUUAAACGAGGUAUGACCAGGGCACAGCAGUACUGGGAGUCAAUGGUUGGAUUUGGACCUGCAGAUGUGCCUCCAUCAGCAGCUGUGAAGUUUGUAGGAGCAGGUACUGCAGCCUGUAUCGCUGACCUGCUCACUUUUCCCCUGGACACAGCCAAAGUGCGACUUCAGAUCCAAGGGGAGGCCAAAGCCUCAGCAGCUGCAGGGAAAGGGUCUGCAGUGAAGUAUCGAGGAGUGUUUGGCACAAUCACCACCAUGGUGCGCACAGAGGGGCCCAGGAGUCUUUACAGUGGACUGGUGGCGGGACUCCAGAGGCAGAUGAGCUUCGCCUCUGUCCGCAUUGGUCUCUAUGACUCUGUAAAACAGUUCUAUACUAAAGGCUCUGAUCAUGUCAGCAUCGGCAGUCGGCUGCUUGCAGGAUGUACCACAGGUGCCAUGGCGGUUGCUUUUGCUCAGCCCACAGAUGUGGUGAAAGUCCGCUUCCAGGCACAGGCCAGGUCUUCCGGGCACGCCAGACGCUACUGUAGCACCAUGGAUGCUUACAAGACCAUUGCUAAGGAAGAAGGCAUUCGUGGUCUAUGGAAAGGUACAGCUCCAAACAUUGCACGUAAUGCAAUUGUCAACUGCACAGAGCUGGUGACAUAUGACUUCAUCAAGGAUACACUUUUGAAGUCCACUCCCCUGACAGACAAUCUGCCCUGCCACUUUCUAUCAGCCUUUGGUGCAGGGUUAUGCACAACAGUGAUUGCCUCUCCAGUUGAUGUGGUCAAGACAAGAUAUAUGAACUCUGCUCUUGGCCAGUACAGCAGCGUCCUCAAUUGUGCUGCUGCCAUGAUGACCAAAGAAGGACCACUUGCCUUUUAUAAGGGGUUCAUGCCAUCUUUCCUACGCCUGGGCUCCUGGAACGUGGUGAUGUUCGUGACAUAUGAGCAGCUGAAACGGGCCAUGAUGGCAGCGAAUCACUGCACAACUGUACUGUAGUCAUUAGUGCCUGGCAGAGGGCUGAUGUUGUAGCACACCAAUGUUGUUUACACAAUUCUUUACCCAUUGUUGCCUCCUAGUGCAUAUUUCGACUCAAAGUAUAAAAUGUGUUUAUACUGAUAAUGACAUAAAUGUAAUAACAAUAACCAUUAGCAACACAUGUAUUAAAAUGUGAUCAUGUUUA